AUGCCCAAAUCAUCGAAAUCUAAGCCCGGCCGCAGCGCCCUCGCCGAUGUCGUCACUAGGGAGUACACCAUUCACUUGCACAAGCGUGUACGUCCCCAUCUAUAACCCAUUGCCGGCUGAGUGGAGAAGAAGGGAGGGAGAGGGAGGGAGGCGAGCUGACAAGCGAACUCUCAGGUCCACGGCGUCUCCUUCAAGAAGCGUGCUCCCAAGGCUAUCAAGGAGAUUAAGGCUUUCGCUACUCAGUCUAUGGUACUCCCCGCCCUCCCCCCUCUACAGCACCAAGGGCCCCGCAGUACAUACCCACCCCACCCGCAAAGCCCCGACUGACAUAACAUCUACGAGUAUAAAGGGUACCGAGGACGUCCGCCUCGAUCCACUGCUUAACAAGGAAGUCUGGAAGCGCGGAAUCAAGGGAGUUCCCUUCCGCCUGCGUGUGCGUAUCUCACGGAAGCGAAACGACGAGGAAGGGGCAAAGCACAGACUCUUCUCGUACGUUGAGGCUGUGAGUGUCAAGAAUCCCAAGGGGAUGCCUACAACUGUUGUCGAUGAACAGUAGUAGACUCCUUAUGGUUUUCGUUUCUCUUAUUUUGUGGAUCUUUUUUUCCCUUUUUUUCCCUCUCCUUUGUCGAACCGGGAUUCAAAAAAAAUAAAUCACUGGGCUUCUUCUGGUUGGAUUGAGUUGGACUGGAGUUGAGUUUGAGGA
Tuber aestivum (summer truffle) is the source of this 703-nucleotide messenger RNA. The record is from the annotation of a GenBank genome assembly. NCBI's taxonomy places the organism in Eukaryota, Fungi, Ascomycota, Pezizomycetes, Pezizales, Tuberaceae.